Messenger RNA from Owenia fusiformis, 2783 nucleotides. The record is from the annotation of a GenBank genome assembly. Lineage: Eukaryota; Metazoa; Annelida; Polychaeta; Sabellida; Oweniidae.
AUGGUGUUUCAGAAGCUUAGAGCGGCGUGGCAACGCUUUAAAAAAGGCUUAACGAAAAAGAAAGAUGUCGUCGUCAUAACAUCUAGCAUUGGAACAUCAACAGAUGUCGCUAUACCUGUUGACUACGAAGUAAUCAAUGCAAGUGAAAUUCCGUUCCUGCAAAAGUUUCUGUUGAAAAUACAGGAUGAUAUCAAGAUUGAGAAAGCCGAACAGCAAAGGUUGAGACUUGAAAUGGCUGUCGUGGCGUUUGACAUCAAGCAGAUUAAAGCUUCUAUUGCUUCUAAGAAGGGAGACAAAAGGGCGAAAGAAGAGGCAAGAGGAGUAGCUGCAUUGCAAGUAAAUGUUGUGCAAGUAAAACUACAAGAAGAGAUUCCGAUCCUGGAACCUGAGUUGAAAAAUCCAUUUCCGGGUGGUGAAAACACGUGGACUGAUGACGGAGACAGCCUUUCGAUAGUAUCAUGGUCGGAUACAACGUCUAUCACUCGUUUUAGUACAAGUCCACGUUCGCAAUGUAACUCCUCAUCUCUGACUGUGGUCACGGAACUAUCACAAUCAGUUUCGGGAUUCUUCAGUCCACGUGAGAUAAGUUCUGCAAGAAGUUCAUUGUCAGAUUGCAGUAUUGAAUUCCUAAAUGAUGGUCUAGGAAACAGUAAAAACUACAGUUGCAAAUCGGUUGAAUUGAGCAUUAGCACGUGUGAAUUGUACACUGGCCCCUCUCACAGCCCCAGAUUCUGCGAUCGAUCAGACAAAAGAUCAUGGCUAGGCGUCAGUCCAUCACCCUCUUUAAGUUAUGGCAAAAAUAGCAGAGACAGUAGAACGUCCAUGAUUCCAGCUAGCAGUCCAGGGUUAGAUUAUAACAUAAACCUCCCAACAGAUGGGCCUGAUUAUCGCCGUAGUCAAUCAGUUGAACUGAAACUUAGUCCUUUUGAAGUUCACGCACCAACCAUGAGUGGCUUCUCUCGCAGCCCUAGAUUCAGCAGAAACCAAUUAAGCAUUAAAUCAAGGCAAGAAAUCAGUCAUUCAACUGCAGAAUGGCCUACGAUUGAAUUUAUGUUCGAAACCAAGACUAACCCCGUAGAAGAAAUCUUAUCUUGUAGUAGCCUCGAUUUUAACACAUGCAAAUCGGUUGCAGGAUCUCUCCGUCAAAAGGACAUUGUGUCUGUAACUAGUCCAGUGAUAGACGACGACUUCAAAUUCCCGAUUAACAGGCCUGAUGACUGCCGUGGUGAAUCUAGACAACAGAACCCAAAUCCAUGUGAACCGCACACACCAAUCAUAAGUUGCUCUUCUCGAAGCCUUAGAACGUACAGUUACCAAUCAGGCAAAGAAUCAUGGCGUGAAGUCAGUCAAUCAACCAUGAAAGAAGAAUCUUCAGUUAAUCUGAAGACACAAGAGAUUGGACCUUUGUUAAACUUCACUCCUUUUGAUCUACCAAGGCAACGAAGGGUAGAGUGCUACUCAAACCACUUCAUGAAUUCAGAACGGGAACAGAUCAUGGGAAAAGAAUCUCGCCUACCGAAUCCUGUUUGGCCGUCCGUUUCGCCAAAAGACCACCAACAGGUCUUACCAUACACGAGCCAUAUAAAUAACACGUGUAAACCAGUUUCAGGGUCCCUAAGUUCAAGCGACUUCACUCCCUCUAGUAGGCUAGGAAUAAAUUAUGGCAGUCAGACUGGUAUUAAUUAUCCAACCGCAGGUCCCGACUACUUCCGUAGCCAAUCAGUCGGGUUGUUUCCGCACAUGGAUCUUGCAUACGGCAAGAGUAGAACACUGAAUGACGGCAAUACAACUGAUUUGAAUGGCCCCUCCCACAGACCUAGAUCAGUGCACGAUAUUGGUAUCCAUUCUCUACAUUCCUCGACGAGACCAGAUGCUGGACGUGACAAAGCAACUUCCGAAUUUCACAUCAACCUAGACUUUCUUGACGAAGAUGAUGACCAAUCGAGGGUUGGAUCAGUGCAGAAUCUCAGCGUUCGAUCCCGACAUCCCUCGACGAGACAAGAUGCUGGACGUGACAAAGCGACUUCCGAAUUUCACAUCAACCUAGACUUUCUUGACGAAGAUGAUGACCAAUCGAGGGUUGGAUCAGUGCAGAAUCUCAGCGUUCGAUCCCGACAUCCCUCGACGAGACAAGAUGCUGGACGUGACAAAGCGACUUUAGAUAAUCGCAUCAACAACCUAGACUUUCUUGACAAUGAUGAUGACGGUAUGAGCGACGGACACUACAUGCACGCACUGCACGCACAACGAACUGUAGAAUACUGUGAAAGUCCAGACAUUGUGUAUAGACCGCCACGCCCUUCCAUGGUCACGUAUGCUAGAAUUGGUGAAUCUGGAGACACGUGCACAUGCUCAGCCCCACACUCUCACACAGGGGCAUCUGGGACGAAUGGAAUGACGUCAGUGGAGGAUUAGACUAAAGAUUUAUUAAAGUGCAAUAGCAAUUUAUUACAAUUCCUCAAAUGCCUCAUACCUUCAAACAUGCAACAUGGGAUAUAGGAAGAGUAAAUUUACGGAGGUAUAAGACGUUGAACAAUUGAAAUACAUGGAGCGCAAUGAUAGUGUCGGUGCGCAAAGCGGGACUAUUUGUGGAGGUGAUGUGCGCAUGACGUCGGCGUGCCGGUGAACGUCUUUACUGUCAAAAGCCUAUAAUGAACAUGUGAUCAAAAUGUGAUCCAAAAAUUGAAUAUGAAUAUGCACUGCACGAGAGACAGUAUUUGAGAACGUAAUGUUCUGGGAAAUCUGAGUUGUUAAGCUUUUGUAUGAAAAUAUUAAAUACCAAC